AUGCCCAACGGAACAGCCGAUAUACCAGCCGGCACAUCAGCCAGCGGAUCAACCGAAGGAAGCCGACCGAUCAGCAUUCGUGAUGCAGCGGACAUCGUACCAGCAUUCAACGGCCGCAAUAUACCUGUUUAUCAAUUUGCAAAGAGCUGUUUUAAGGCGAAGAAUAUAAUCUCCCCAAAUGCUGAGUACGGAUUGGUGCAGCUGAUCAAGAACAAAUUUUACGGGCAAGCUUCAAGAGUGGUACAAAACGGAGACUACGACACUAUUGAAGAAUUAAUUGCCGUAAUAAAGUCUCGUUUCGCCCCGCUGUUCACUUCAAUGCAGCUAUGUGGCGAUAUGGCAAGGAUGGUACAAGCGCCGACCGAGGCAGUCGUAGACUACGGCAGCCGCGUUUCGGGACUCUUGAUACAGAUCAAGAGUUGCAACGAGAUGGAGUUCCCAGAUCAGGUUGAAAGAUACAACCAAUCCUCGGAAACAAAUACCGUCAGAGCAUUCCUGACAGGUUUAAAACAAGAGGUAUAUAGUCGGAUGAGAAAUCAAAAUUUUGACAGUCUUGAAGAUGCAAUAAGCGCAGCAAUCCUAGCAGAAGCUGAGAGCAUAGAGAACCUAACGAAGGUUAAAUUAUCGCAAGGAUUCAUUACAGCCGAACAAUGCAACAAUUGUUACGGAUAUGGGCACAAUACCAGUGUAUGCUGCAGUCAGAGGUUCCAAAGACAAUCCACGUCGAGGGCCCACUGGCCAGCAAAAUACUGUCAGCACUGCCAAAGGUCCGGGCACACCUUGGAAACCUGCUGGUUUAAAGACCAGCAAGGAAGACCAGGGGUCCCUCAGGAUUUUGCGCAGCCAAAUCAAGCCCACAAGAAUCAACCUAUGCCAAGGCAGAAUCGAAAUUGGACACAAAAUAGAGCGCCAAUUUGCGAAUUUUGCCAAAACAUCGGCCAUACGAUUCAAGAGUGCCGAAAGAAAGCAUAUCAGGAGCGUGUCAAAAGUCAAAGACUCCAGCAAACUCCACAAGUACAACAGGUACGUAAGAAAGCGAACUUAUACCUGAACUUAGGAGAGAUAAAUAAGUCUCCCAGUGUCGAACUAUCAAGCGAAAAUUUCAAAAAUCAAAAGGCAUUAUUCAUGGUCGACACAGGCUCCAUUUACACUACAGGAUACAUCAAAGUAAAAAUACUGGAGACAGAAUCCAUCUUCCACAUUAUUGAAGAAUUACCAAUUGAACAAGACGGAAUUUUAGGCACGGAAUACUUUAAAAGCAGUGGAGCUAGCAUCAAUUACGCUAAAUCUAUAUUGAUCGUAAACAACAAUAUAAUACCGUUCAAACAACCAGCAGUAGUAAUACCAUCCAGGACAAAAACCAUGAUACCCAUAAAGGUGUCAAACACAGAAAUAAAAACCGGUUUUGUCCCAAAACUGCAGCUUCACCCACAACUAUAUAUGGGGAAUGCUGUAGUCACGAACCGGGAUGGCAUAGCAUUUCUAUACGCAAUCAACGUUGGAGCAGAAGAUAUAGAAAUUGAAAUGCCAGCUGUUGAACUGCAACAAUAUGAAGAAGCACCACAAGAUGAAGAUGCAGUCCACCAAGAACCUGAGCGAGCCCAAAAGAUUCUAAAGAUACUACAGACAGACCAUCUCAAUCAAGAAGAAUUUGCCAAUGUAGAGGAUAUAGUAAAAGAGCACGCUGACAGAUUUUAUAUAGAUGGAGAUAAACUCCCAGCAACAAAUAAAAUCUACCAUAGAAUCAUCACAACGGAUGAGAUGCCUGUAAACGUUAAACAAUACAGGUAUCCUCAUGCGUUAAAAGACGAAAUCAAUCAUCAAGUAAAUGAUCUCCUUGAGAAAGGAAUAAUCAAACAUUCAUCGUCACCAUUUAACUCCCCCUUGUGGAUAGUACCUAAGAAACAGGAUUCAAAGGGAAACAAAUUGUGGAGAUUGGUGAUUGAUUUCCGAAAGCUAAACGAAAAAACAAUCAGCGAUGCCUAUCCACUACCGAAUAUUACAGACAUCCUGGAUCAAGUGGGAAGCGCAAAAUACUUCUCCGUGUUUGAUUUGAAGUCCAGUUUUCAUCAAACACCAAUGCAUCCAGAAGACAAGCAUAAGACGGCAUUUUCGACACCAUUUGGGCACUUUGAAUUCAACAGAAUGCCUUUUGGGUUGAAAAAUGCUGCAGCUACGUUCCAACGUCUGAUGAACAACGUCCUAGACGGACUGCAAGGACUGGAACUAUUCGUGUUCAUCGAUGACAUUGUAGUUUAUGCAAGUUCGUUACAAGAACACGAAACCAAAGUCAAUAGGAUGAUGGCAAAGCUCAGAGAAGCAAACUUAUGCUUGCAACCUGACAAAUGCCAAUUUCUGAAGAAAGAAGUAGCGUACCUGGGUCACAUAAUUACAGAAGACGGUGUAAAACCUGACCCAGCAAAGGUUGAAGCAGUCCAGAGGUUCCCCAUUCCUAAGACUGUCAAAAACAUUAGACAAUUUCUGGGAUUGUGCGGAUACUACAGACGUUUUAUUAAAGACUUCUCUAAGAUAGCCAAGCCAUUAUCCGACCUGAUGAAGAAAGAACAAAAAUUCGAGUGGUCCAGCCAACAGCAGCAAGCCUUCGAAUUCUUGAGAAACGUACUAUGCGAAGAACCGAUCCUGCAAUAUCCAGACUUUGAGAGACCAUUUAAUAUAACCACUGAUGCAUCCGGAACAGCGGUAGGAGCAGUCCUAAGUCAAGGAGAGAUAGGAAAGGAUCAGCCAGUAGCUUACGCCUCAAGAGUAAUGAAUAAGCCGGAAACGCAAUAUUCCGCAACAGAGAGAGAAUUACUUGCUGUAAUAUUUGCAGUAAAUCACUUCAGACCAUAUAUAUUUGGCAGGAAGUUUUAUCUAAUUACAGAUCACAAACCAUUGAUCUGGCUAAAUAGUCUCACAGAUCCUACAUCGAGACUCAUGCGAUGGAAAUUGAGAUUGAGCGAGUACGAUUAUGAAAUAAAGUACAAACCAGGCAAACAAAAUAUAAACGCUGACGCUCUUUCGAGAAAUCCAAUCGAAGAUAUAAACGCCCUGCAAAUACAUGCUAAGAGGCUGCAUUCGUCUACGUCUGGGUCAAAAAAGAAGCGUAAGAAGAAGAAAGAGUGGCACCAAUAUCCCACUCGCCCCAGACAAACGACGACCACUUCAGAAUCGGGCAAACACAAGAAAAGGAAAGAGUGGCACCAAUAUCCCACUCGCCCAAGACAAACAACAACCACGUCAGAAUCAAGAGAAUUCAAAAAGAAAAAGGAAUCACACCAGUAUCCUACCAGACUCAGACCAACAACUACGACUGAGUCUGAAGAACACAAAAAGAAGAAAGAAUGGCAUCAAUAUCCUAGAAGACCAAGGCCAACAACUUCAUCUAGUUCACGGGAUAUUAAGAAAAGGAAAAUAAGCCAUAAACAUUUAACACGACCACGAGACGAUUCCUCAGAAUUCGAAACAAGAAAAAAAUAUCGGAAAGACAGGAUACGAGAAAGAAGUUUUUCUCAAGAGGACAACGCAGCAAAGAAAAGAGUAAUAGAGGAUUAUACAAGCUCAGAUGGAUCUCAAUAUUAUGAGACAGAUGUAUCUGAAGAGCCACCAAAACCAAGAAAAAGAACAAAUUUAAAUCCAAAAAUAUAUUCCUCUGAAGAGAUCAGAAAGAAAAGAAGACCUAAUGAACAGCAAGUCAUUGUAGAAGUACAUCAACCACCACAGGAUCGAAAAUAUAUCAUUCCACAGAAAAGACCUAUAAAUAAGGAACCAGUAAUAAUUGGAGAUGAAAUAGAAGAAUACAACGAAGAAACAAUUAUACCGAAACACAUUUUCAGAGAACCACCUAAAAUCGAUUCUUCUUCAAGCACAAGAGGAAGAUCUCCAAAGAAACCGAAGACCAUCUAUGGAUGA
Messenger RNA from Osmia lignaria (orchard mason bee), 3909 nucleotides. The record is from RefSeq and is a predicted model, not a curated record. NCBI's taxonomy places the organism in Eukaryota, Metazoa, Arthropoda, Insecta, Hymenoptera, Megachilidae.